Miscanthus lutarioriparius is the source of this 189-nucleotide messenger RNA. NCBI's taxonomy places the organism in Eukaryota, Viridiplantae, Streptophyta, Magnoliopsida, Poales, Poaceae. The record is from the annotation of a GenBank genome assembly.
AUGGGCCGCGGGAAGGUGGUGCUGCAGCGGAUCGAGAACAAGAUCAGCCGGCAGGUGACCUUCGCCAAGCGCCGGAAUGGCCUGCUCAAGAAGGCCUACGAGCUCUCCAUCCUCUGCGACGCCGAGGUUGCGCUAGUCCUCUUCUCCCACGCCGGCCGCCUCUACCAGUUCUCAUCCUCCUCCAAGUAA